Molecule: messenger RNA, 4426 nt
Organism: Chelmon rostratus (copperband butterflyfish)
Lineage: Eukaryota; Metazoa; Chordata; Actinopteri; Chaetodontiformes; Chaetodontidae
Gene: mindy2
Product: MINDY lysine 48 deubiquitinase 2
Exons: 9
Coding region: 69-2072 (667 amino acids)
Biological process (GO): protein K48-linked deubiquitination
Cellular component (GO): cytosol; cell periphery
Molecular function (GO): cysteine-type carboxypeptidase activity; cysteine-type deubiquitinase activity; K48-linked deubiquitinase activity
Source: RefSeq, a predicted model, not a curated record
AUGGCGUCUUUGGGACCGAAGCUGCUGCUGCAAUUUAGCUAAAAUCUGUCGACCGUCUGUAAAUCGAAAUGGAGAAAAAUGCAGCCCUGCAUCGAGACAUUGACGGGAGCUCUUUGUGUGCCACGAUUGCGGGAGAGAUGGGCGAUGUUACGGCUGUCGGCGGAGUGAAAGGAACAGUCGAGAAAUGCAAGAAUAGUGAGGCUUCUCUCAGUACUUUGGUUAACGUUAGUUGUAAUAACAGCACCACAAAUGUUAGUGCUCCCAUCGCCGUUAAUGUCAUAGCCAGUGACGGGAAGUCUGACGUGCCAGAAGUGAUCGAAGUCCUCCCCGUGCAGGAGGAUAAGAAGAAGGACACGGCGGCGAGCGGAUCGUGGUCGGGGUCCGGGGAUCAGAUCAUUAACGGGAUGGGGCAUGACUCGGUGCUGGCUGCAGAAGAUAGCGAGGGUGGUGCCUCAAAGUUAGUAAACAACAAAACCGACGGCCCGUCCUCACCUCCUGCGAAGGAGAGCGCGGAUAUGCAGGCUGAGGUUGUGGCUUGUGCAGAAAGUGAACCGACAAAACUUGCCAAACCGACUCAUCUGUGUUCGGACAAUGCAAUCGCAGCAAGCGUCAAGCCGGAGCUGUCCGGUGAUCACACCUUAUCGGAGGGAUUGCCGAGUGGGAGUGACCCCGAUCCCAGCCUUGGUGGAGAGUCCCGAAGCAUAGAUUCUCUCGAGUCCUUCUCCAACCUAAACUCCUGCCCCAGCUCCGAUCUGAACAGCGAUGGGCUGGAGGACAGAGGACUGGCCCUGGCCCUGCAGAGCGAGUACGGGGCUGAUGGGACAAAGACUUCGUGCGCUAAGGACCGGGCCGCCGGCCAGUCCAUAUACCACAUUAAGUGGAUCAAGUGGAGGGAGGAGAAUACGCCGAUCAUCACCCAGAACGAGAACGGCCCCUGUCCAUUACUGGCAAUUAUGAAUGUCCUUCUGCUUGCAUGGAAGGUUAAGAUGCCGCCUAUGAUGGAAAUUAUAACCGCUGAGCAGCUGAUGGAGUAUCUUGGAGACUACAUUCUGGAAACCAAGCCUAAAGAGAUAUCGGAGGCUCAGCGGCUAAACUACGAGCAGAACAUGAGUGAUGCCAUGGCCGUGUUGCACAAGCUGCAGACAGGUCUGGAUGUGAACGUGAAGUUCACAGGGGUGCGAGUCUUUGAGUACACCCCAGAGUGCAUCGUGUUUGAUCUGCUGGACAUCCCUCUCUACCAUGGCUGGCUGGUUGACCCCCAGAUGCAUGACAUUGUCAAGGCAGUGGGCAACUGCAGCUACAACCAGCUGGUAGAGAAGAUAAUAUCCUGCAAACAGUCAGACAACAGUGAGCUGGCAGGGGAAGGCAUCGUGGCAGAGCAGUUCCUGAACAGCACGGCCACUCAGCUGACGUACCACGGCUUAUGUGAGCUCACGUCCACCGUGCAGGAGGGGGAGCUCUGCGUCUUUUUCAGGAACAACCACUUCAGCACCAUGAUCAAGUACAAGGGCCAGCUGUACCUCCUGGUUACAGACCAAGGCUUCCUGACAGAAGAGAAGGUCGUCUGGGAGAGUCUGCACAAUGUCGACGGAGACGGCAACUUCUGUGACUCCGAGUUCCGGUUACGGCCCCCGUCUGAUCCAGAGACGGUGUACCGGGGCCAGCAGGAUCAGAUAGACCAGGACUAUCUGAUGGCGCUGUCACUGCAGCAGGAGCAGCAAAGCCAGGACCUACAGUGGGAGCAGCUCCCCGAGGGCAUCAGCGACCUGGAGCUGGCAAAAAAGCUCCAGGAGGAGGAGGACCGACGAGCCUCCCAGUACUACCAGGAGCAGGAGCAGGAGCAGGCGGCGGCGGCGGCGGCGGUAGCAGCAGCGCAGGCACAGCAGGGCCAGCAGGAGCCUGCCGAGGGAGACGAGGCGGACAGAGGAGGUGCGGGAGCAGGCGGAGCAGCAGCCGGCGCUGGGACGGCAGCAGCAGCCGGAGCCUCACCUAGCCCGGGAAAACAGUCCUCCAGCGGGGAGCGCAAAGCCAAGAAAGAAUCGAAGGAUAAAGACAAAUGUGUUAUUUUGUAACAUACAGCGUGUCCGUGUGAGUGUGCGUGUUUUGUGCAUUUGCUUAUCUGUGAGGAAGGGGGACAGCAUUUGUUUCUCCACGGACCGGACACGGCGGCGCGCAGCCCCCACCUGAUGACAAACAAGGGAAAGUGACGUUUGAGGAGAGGCGCGGCAAGACCAACGGAGGACUCACUGUUCCCAAACCACUGGUGCCUGCUAUCCUCUAUCCUCAGUGGAACCUGGACAACAGAGGCAGGGACACUACAACGACAACUACCCCGUAUCUUUCAUAGAGUCGGCCAAACUUUGUUACAAGUUGCACAGUGCACUAUAUUUGUGAUGUGGGGUCAAGUUUAUUCGGGGUGGUAUGUUUUAUAGCAAAAGACACAAUCUGAAGAAACAAAAUGUCAACCUCUCACCGCGUUCUUUUCCAAAAAAAAAGGAGAAACCAUUCAUUUCAUUCAUUUGUCAUUAUUGCAGCUUAUAAGCUUUUUUUGUACGUAUCAAUAUUUGCAAAACGUAUAUAGACGGAGCUACUUCUCUGGUUUUAGUUGAGAUUCACGUUUUAUUUAUGCUUUUUUUGUCAGAGGUAGCUUUUGGGAGAGCUUUUAUUUUUUUGUGUAAGCUGAGAGGGAUUUUCUCAUAAUAUUGCCGGUUGGAAAUCAAUGUAACACUAUUUGUGUCCCCUCUGAAACACUAUGUACUUAAGGGUUAAUUAAUGCCAGAUAGCUGCCAGAUACUGUAGCUACCUAACAAUACUCAUCACAGCUUGCCCUGUUCAGAUUUGCCUUACUGGAGUAUGGCAGUGGUGUAUUCUGCUCUGUCUGAAUGUGAAUGUGUGUUUGUUUUCAUGUGUAUGGUUUGUACAGUACACGUGUGCUAUGUGGUAUAAUGGUGCGUGGUAUACCUGUCUCAUUUGCUGAGCGUCACUGAUGUAACAGUUUUCAAUUUGGAAAUAGCCAAAAGUUUAGUUGAGAUACAAAUUUGGGACAUUUAACGUCUUUUAUGUUGUGCUUCAGCCUCACAAAAAAUACAUUUGGGAUAGUUAAAACCACAAAUACUGUGUUUAACUGAGGAACUCUUGUGUGAAUCCGAUGUUUCCGUGUGAGGCACAGCUAGCUUUGGCAGAUUAGAUUCUAUUAGAUGGCAUCCAGGUUAGAUAGUGUGGUAGUCCUGCAAGGCCCCUUUUCUUUCUCGCAGUCUCUUCUGGCAGCUUCCUGAAGAGAUGCAGUGUGCGUGCAGGCACCAUCAUGAACUCCUCCAUCAGCUUCUGGAUGAAGAAGUUCCACUGCAGCCAGGUUUUGAAAAGAAAUACCACAGAAUUCAGCCAUUUGCCUGUCAGAUUCCCCCCCAGCCAGGAAAGCUCAGUUAAUAUUUGUGAACGUGUGCUGUUGUUUCCCCACACACCUGAUGUACAGCAGGAGCUGAGCUGUCUUUGCAGGCACAGGAUAUACAUUCUGAACACAGCAGUUCUGUGGUAUCACCUUUUGACUUGUGUGCAUUUCACUGCAGCAUUGAGCGUGCAAACACACGAUGUACAUACUUACCUAAUGCAUUCUCCCAAUGGAUUUAGCUAGUGCUUUGUGCCAUUAUUGUACCAUGGGACUGCCUCCUGAGAAACUUUUCUAUCUAUACAUUCCAAUUGGAUGCCUUGACUCAAGCCUUCUGUUACAGACUGAGGGAGACAGUUGUCCGUGGAGGUCUUUUGCAGUGCUUAUAAAGCGGCCUCCGUUAUUCAGCGUCAGGAGGACUGUUACAUGGAGGCAGCCGGCUACCUACCGUGUGGGAGCCCUUUCACAUGGGCUCCAUGGAGUGUGAGCUCCCUGUUCGUUUGGCCCUAACAAGGCUAUGUUUUGUAUAUAUACAUAACGCCUUACAACAUUUAAGCAUAAUUUCAAGGAUAAAAGGAAACAGGCGUGUUACCAGAAUGAGACAAUCCAUGCGUUUUUUUUUCACAUGAACAUCAGAAACACUCUCAGGCCUUUUCUGAAGGGACGCGUCCUCGAGUGUCUUUCUACGUCUCGGCGCAGCUCCUCGGCCUGCAGUCGCUUUCUCAGUCACAACUUCAAGUGUCUGUGUAUGUACACAUACAGCAACUAUUUUGACACUUUGAAGGACUUAACACUAUAUUAUUUAAGAUCCUCAUUGUUGAACUUCAUACUAAAAAAAACAACAAUGAAUUAAGCUGCUCGUUAUGUUAACUUGGACUACCUGAUUAAAAGAUAAAAAACCUCCUUGCACAGGGUUGAGGAAUAUUGUUAAUUCUGUACACUUUUCAUUGACCUUUUAGCAGUUUUUUUCCCCAUGCAGCUUAAAAAAUAACCCAUAAUCAUAGGGUGAAAGCAAGAUGGUAGAAGGGAGGCGUUCUGUGU